Molecule: messenger RNA, 976 nt
Organism: Stylophora pistillata
Lineage: Eukaryota; Metazoa; Cnidaria; Anthozoa; Scleractinia; Pocilloporidae
Product: chymotrypsinogen B
Biological process (GO): proteolysis
Molecular function (GO): serine-type endopeptidase activity
Source: RefSeq, a predicted model, not a curated record
UGAAGUUGCGAUCAAGGGACCUCGGCUGUAUGGCCCAGUGGCAAUCAAACUAGUGAUGAAUCUCUGGAUCGGGGUAACGCUCAUUUUCCUGCAUGGAGUCUGUGGCACUGAAGCGUGUGGCUCUCGCCCUGCGGGUCUCCGUGUGGUAGGCGGAUCAGACGCUGAGCCUCAUUCAUGGCCUUGGCAGAUUUCUCUCAGAGUCAAUGGACGCCACAUCUGUGGAGGAACCCUUAUACAACCAGACUGGGUUGUAACUGCCGCUCAUUGUGUAGCAAGGAAACUUAAUCCUGGGGAGGGAUACCAGGUGGUCGUUGGCUCUCACGUUAUGAAUGGCAACACAGAAGUACAGGAGACAUUUAACCUGAAACAGCUGUACUCUCAUGAAGGAUUCUCAAUGAACAGCAACAGCCUAAAGAAUGAUAUUGCUCUUCUGCAACUUGAGCGAUCGGCUCAGCUCAGUGAGAGAGUCAACCUGGCUUGUUUGCCGGAACACGGAGAUAAAGUCCCCCCCGGAACUAGGUGUUUCAUUACAGGCUGGGGCAGGAUGUACGGUGGAGGGCCACCAGCCGACACCCUCCAACAGGCCGAGCUUCCCGUAGUCGAACACAACACUUGCAGUAAUAAAAAUGGUAACCUCGCCCCAGUUGACGAAAACACCAUGAUCUGUGGAGGAAGUGCAAUCGCGAGCCAGGCGGGAGGAUGCCAAGGAGACAGUGGAGGUCCAUUCGUUUGCGAGGAGAACGGCAAAUGGGUCUUACGAGGGGCUGUUAGCUGGGGAAGCCGUAUGUGCUCGACAGACUACUAUACCGUGUUUGCCCGUGUCAGCAGCUUUAGAAACUGGAUAGAGCAGAAAAUGUUAGGAGGUGGUGACGGCGGCGGCGGUGGCGGCGGCGGCGGCGGUGGAGGUGGCGGAGGAGGAGGAGGAGGAGGAGGAGGCGGUGGUGGUAAGACUGUUUUCAUGUCGUUAUCACCGUAA